CUCGUACUGUUACCACAGGCAUAGAUUUCUACUACUGCUUACUCCGCUUAGAACCGGAUAGCAAGCCAUCUUGAUUUUUUUUUUAAGUUGUGCUAUUGGUUGGACUAGAGCGAUAGUACUACCAUGGCUGGCUUAAAUCCCCAGCCACAAGCAGCUGGCUCAACCAGUAAGGUUGACCAGGUGCAGGGCCAAGUCAAUGAAGUUAAAGUGAUUCUGAAAGAUAACAUCAACAAAGUGCUUGAGCGAGGAGAAAGACUGGAUGAUUUGAUUGGCAAGACAGAUGACCUUCAAGCAACUGCUGACUCUUUCCAAAGAACAUCCACACGAGUUGCCAGGAAAUACUGGUGGAAAAACAUUAAGAUGAUGAUCAUAAUUGGUGUGAUCGCGGUGGUCAUUAUUAUACUCAUCAUCCUAUUUGCAACCAACGUCAUAUAGAUAACAGCAAUGUUGAGUUACUUGUCCAAUGUGGGGCUAAAGGCUGAGUUGAAGGAAAAGCUCCCUCUGAACCAGCUCUUGCAUAUAAGUAUAGUUUGAGUUAUUUGCAUCCGUGGCUGAAUGUGUGAUUGGCAUCUCAUGGACCGAGAUCUUUUACAAUAUUUUAACAUCAACAUAUUCAUGUAAAAUUCAAAGAGCUCAAAGAGUCAAUCACAUGAUAUUUGUUUUAGAUAUGUGUAUAUAACAUGUUGUAAAACAGUCAGUUAAAUAACUGGGAAAUGAUUAAUAAAAAGAAAAAGAGGAAAAAAGUAGGCACCACGUAUUAAUAAUUGUAAUUUUUAUUUGCAUAGCACUUUACCAAAAUGCAUCCUUUACGAUACAUUGGCCGAUCAUGAAACAUUAUAACGACCACACAUUUUAUUAUUGCAAAAAAAUCCUGAAUUGAGUUAAAUGUUCAUAAUUCUUAUGUUUCAUAUUUCCUGAUGUUUUUGUUGUAAAUAUGUUUAUAAGGACUGUCAAUUUUUUAUAUUUGAGAAAUUGCUGCAAUAAACAAUGAAUGGUUUUCA
This is a messenger RNA of Lampris incognitus (smalleye Pacific opah), 1001 nucleotides long. Its product is annotated as vesicle-associated membrane protein 8-like. The transcript is spliced from 3 exons. Bases 124 to 435 code for a protein of 103 amino acids. Gene Ontology annotation, biological process: vesicle-mediated transport; vesicle fusion; SNARE complex assembly. NCBI's taxonomy places the organism in Eukaryota, Metazoa, Chordata, Actinopteri, Lampriformes, Lampridae. Gene Ontology annotation, cellular component: plasma membrane; SNARE complex. The record is from RefSeq and is a predicted model, not a curated record. Gene Ontology annotation, molecular function: syntaxin binding; SNAP receptor activity.